AUGGAAAUCAAAUGGUGUCUCUUUCAUUGGGAGUUACAAGUUGUUCUGGAAUGGCCAAAAGACAACCCAAAAUGGAGUGGGAAUUUUCAUACGGGAAUCACUGGCACAAAAUGUACUAGAGGUGCCGUCAAGAAAACACCAUCAUUAGAGAUACCAUUGAUAUGUGGCGACCUCCACGGCCAUGCUGGAGAUAAAGCAAAUGGGUUCCACGGUCAAGGUUCAGGUCAAAUAGUGCGAGCAGUCAAAUCCAGGUGUAGUACAAUGACUACUAUUAAUCAGAUAAUACUCGAAAUACGUCAGGGCAAGCAUAAAUAUCAAAGUACUUCCAAUUUAACAUUCAAAGAAAAAUUUCUAAAGGAUGGAAUUUAG
Molecule: messenger RNA, 369 nt
Organism: Helobdella robusta
Lineage: Eukaryota; Metazoa; Annelida; Clitellata; Rhynchobdellida; Glossiphoniidae
Exons: 3
Coding region: 1-369 (122 amino acids)
Source: RefSeq, a predicted model, not a curated record